GCCACUGCCCACACACACGCACGGAAAGGGUGGCUUUUCCCUCUCAGGCCCGAGGUUGGAGUGCGCCUGCCACAGGCGCGCGACCCCCUUUGGAUCCUUGCGUCGGGGCUGCAUCGGUGAUGAAAGCAAAGAAAGCACUGCCAGUCCUGUGCCUUCAGAGAAGUUGCUGAGACAAGGCUAAGAAGGAAACAAAAGAACCACAAAAUCCAAGUAGUUAACUCAGGACCAGUGGUCACAGGUUCAGCCUGUGGGGGAAACCUUGAGAUCGGUCGCGCUCUGUGUACUGGAGGCAGAGUGAGGGAGAAACCUCCUUAACCACUGCAAACCAGGCCAGGGUUUGUCAAAGCGGGUGCAUACGUUUUGCACAAGAACCUUCUGAAGACCAGCAGCCAUGGGGGAGAAGUCCCACACAUGCCCCUACUGUGGGAAGGGCUUCCGACGCAACUCUCAUCUCACCCGACACCUUGCAACCCACUCAGGACUCCAGCGCCCCUUGGGGGGGAAGCGCCUCGGGCAGCAGGUCCCAGAGGAAGACCGCCCGUACAGCUGCAACUACUGCGGGAAGACGUUUGCCCGCAGUGCUCACCUGGCACGGCACCAGGAGACCCACUCGGGGGAGCGGCCCUACAAGUGCACCUACUGUGGGAAGGCCUUUGGGCGCAACUCGCACCUGACCCGGCAUCACAGCACGCACACCGGCGAGCGCCCCUAUGAGUGUGGGGUGUGUGGCAAAGCCUUCACCCGCAGCGCCCACGUCACCCGCCACCAGGGCACGCACACCGGGGAGCGGCCAUUCCGGUGCACGCACUGUGGCAAGCGCUUCACCCGCAGCGCACACCUGCAGCGCCACCAGGGCAUCCACAGUGGAGACAAGCCCUUCUCCUGCCGUGACUGUGGGAAGGGCUUCACUCGUAACGCCCACCUGGAGCGCCACCGUGCCACACAUUCAGGCGAGAAGCCCUUCAAAUGUGCCAGUUGUGGAAAGGGGUUUGGGGCUGCCUCCCACCUCGUAAGACACCAGAGAACCCAUAAGCCCCAGAGACCACCUCGUUCUGCUGACAAGAUCUAUGCAUGCUCAGAUUGUGGGAAAAGCUUUGGCGUGAGCUCCCAUCUCAACAUUCAUCGGAGGAUCCACACUGGUGAGAAGCCAUACGAGUGCAAUGAUUGUGGGAAAAGGUUCAGCCAGAGCUCCACCCUUGUGCUCCACCGCCGUAUCCACACAGGAGAGAAGCCUUACAAGUGCACGGAUUGUGGGAAGUGCUUCUCGGUGAGUUCACACCUGACAAAACAUCAAAGAAUCCACACUGGAGAGAAGCCUUAUGAGUGCCAAGCCUGUGGGAAAAGAUUCAGCCAGAGUUCCACCCUCAUCCUGCACCAGAGAAUCCAUACUGGGGAGAGGCCUUAUAAGUGCAAUGAGUGUGGGAAAACCUUCAGUGUGAGCUCACACCUUACCAUCCACCAGAGAAUUCACACUGGGGAGAAACCAUAUCGCUGCAUGGAAUGCGGGAAAAGCUUUCGACAGAGGUCUGGCCUUAGCACGCAUCAGAAGACCCAUAUGGUCCUUGUGAGGUCAUACAAGUGCCCAUCCUAAAAGACCAAGCCCCAGACCUGUAUGCCAACUCACAUCCGAAUUUCCCAUUUCCGUAUUGCAGAAACAAACAAAACAUGCCCAGAAGGUGCAUUGAGUAUUUUGUGCUCAGAAAUGACAAAUUCAGCAAAAUUUUGAUUUUGUAAUUAAGAAUAAGAAAAAGAUGACUGAUGCAAAUUUGCAUAUUUUGCCUUAAGUUGCAUGUUCUGUUGUAAGUGGCCCUGUUGGAAGAUGUGGAUUUUUUUUUCUUUGACACUUUUUGGGUCACAGUCUAUUAUCAAGUGAGAGCUAGGACUCUCUGGAUUAUUAGAAAGGGAUAGGUCUGCAGGAGCUGAAGACUAGGUUAGUGGUUAAUUUUUUUAAAAAGUCAAGAGUUCAAGGCUGUCUGAAAGUUAACAACCUCUGGAUCCGGAAGCCUUUGCCCUGUUAAGGUGCCUCAGUGAGUCACAGAUUGGAUCCAAAUCUGCCAGCCAUUUGCACAAAGGCUUCAGAGACCUGGUUCUGCUCAGUGACUGAAAUAGGAGGGUUGCUUUGGUUGUUCUGCACUUGAUGAGCCUUACUGAGAAUUGCAGGAGGCUCUGGGCACUUUUAGUUGUGUGGGUCCUGCAAGGGUGAAAAUUCUCUUCCCCUCAUUACAUAAAGAGGACCUUUCCAGAGUCAUUUGUGGCAUCAGAUCCAGACAUAUUCCCAUAGCAAGCAAUUCUGCUUCAGGGACCUUACAUUUCCCAAGUUAUCGAAUCACAAUAUAUUGUUGCUGGAGACCUACCAUUCUUUCUCCUCUAAUGUGACUGCACAUACCAUGGACACCAUCUGGAUAGUGUCUGUGAUGUCGCAAAGGUCAUCUUGUUCUAUAUUUUUCUGGGCAAGCCUCAAGCACAGAAAUAUCCUUGUGAUUCCCUACCAGCAGAGCUAUUCUUCACAGCAAUGGUCUGCCAUUUUGGAAACAUUUUCUUUUGCACAAUGUAUUCUUAUUUCUGUUGCUGUUGUUUUUAAAUGGUUUUUAAAGUAAUUGUUGGCUAUUUUCUUUGUCCUAUGAUUGUAAGCCCUUUCAGGGCUUAGGUUCGGGCUAGGAAGUGGGAUCAAAAUGAAAAUAAUCAGUAAUGAGUAAUCUUCUCUUUGAAAUGUUGUUUGAAGAAUGUGUCCUCCCUGCUUACCAGAGAUAGAGCACUUCAUUUUUUAAAAAGGAGGGUGGGGAGAACAGGCUGUUCCCAACACAGCAGUAUCAUCCCAAAGGAUUGCCCAGUUGGAACCUGGAGUUCUGGCCUGUCCCUUUAAAAGUUCCAGAGCAGCAGAUUGGGAUAAAGCCCACCAUUCUUCAACCUCUGCACUUAAAGCAGUCGGUGCAGCUUCAUUUUUUACUUCAGAGAAAGUGGCAGAGGACUGUGGACAAGGGGAUCCCUAAGUGUAGGGACAGGAUUGGAUCCACCAUGGUUCUGUGAUAUCUUUCUGCCUUGGGGGAAAAAUGGAUGGAAGUGGGUGAGCAUGAUAACAGUUUAUAACACCUGCAUGAUAGAAAGUUGAUAGAGAUCUUCCCCCAGCCUUAACUUAUAGAAUUGAAUAUAUAGAAUUAGAGGUGGGGAACUGCUGGCCUUCCAGAUGCUGCUGGAUUUCAGCUCCCAUCAGCCCUAGCCAGGCAAUGGCCAGGGCAGUAGAAAUUGUAGGCCAACAUCUGGAGGGCCACAAGUCCUCCAUCCCUGUUGCAUGACAGCAGUUGUCAUUGUGGUGGGUUUGCACCUCAUAAUAAGCCACUGUGGGUUAAUUCUCCCACAGGGCUCAGAGAUGCAUACCAGGCACCACUUUGAGUAUGCAAGCUGUGGCAGGCUGUUGGGUCGCUGGGCAGUUCUGAUGUGUGGGUGUGCAUGACAUGACAGGCUGCAGUAUGCUGCUCUCACGGCUUGCACAUUCAAAAUGGUGGCUGGCAUGCAUUUCAUAACCCUGAAAUGAAUGGACCAAUGCAGCAUGUGAAUCAGGUCACUGGCUUGAAUGACGUUAAAAGGGGAUUUGAUAUUCAGGGGCAGUAUUCCCCAAAUACCAGUUGCUGGGAACAGCAAAGGGCUAUCUUCAUGUCCAGCUUAUGGGCUUCCCAGAAGCAUUGGGUUAUGCUUGACUAAGCUGGCCUUUGAUCUACUCUGAAUCUUCUUAUAUUCUCAGCUUUUAAAGGGACAAGCAGGAUCUCCAGGUUGAGCCCAGAAAGCCAAUAUCCUCCCUCUUCAUUGUGUGUGUGUAUGAUCCACCUUCCCUAACCUGGUACUCUCCAGAUGUUUUGGACUACAACUUCCAUUAGCCCCAGCCAGUUGUAUUCCACGAUAUCUAAAUAUCGCCUGACUGGGGGAGGCUGAUGUAGGUACAAUCAUCACUGGGUCAGAGCUAGCAAACCAUGUCUCUAAGAACAAAGUCUCUUCUUUUCUGUUUCAAUUGCCUGGAUGCCGCUGAAUAGUUGAACACUCCAGUUAGAAGAAUUUUUCUAGUUUUAGAUGCUCUUCAUUUCCUUCUGUAGCUUCUCUUAUCAGCAGCUAUUUAUAUUUCUUCAUCCAGAAAUCUCUCACUAACGUUUCACUCUGUAAUCACCAUGGCUUCAUUUGGGGCAUAUUAAAGUUCAACAAGUUGCA
This is a messenger RNA of Varanus komodoensis (Komodo dragon), 4197 nucleotides long. It is a transcript of the gene ZNF132, whose product is annotated as zinc finger protein 132. Gene Ontology annotation, biological process: regulation of immune system process; negative regulation of transcription by RNA polymerase II; regulation of cytokine production. Lineage: Eukaryota; Metazoa; Chordata; Lepidosauria; Squamata; Varanidae. Bases 392 to 1591 code for a protein of 399 amino acids. The transcript is spliced from 3 exons. The record is from RefSeq and is a predicted model, not a curated record.